Messenger RNA from Camellia sinensis, 696 nucleotides. NCBI's taxonomy places the organism in Eukaryota, Viridiplantae, Streptophyta, Magnoliopsida, Ericales, Theaceae. The record is from RefSeq and is a predicted model, not a curated record.
AUGAUGCUUCUUGACAGUUGCUUCAUCAUCCAGUUAUUUCACAAGUAUAGGAAUGUGGAACUCAGAAAGGAUGACCCCAUUUUCCAGUUGGCACAUAUUCAAUCGAGCAUAAGGCCUGAUUUAAUGUUCUUUGAAAAUCAACUUCCAUUCGUUGUCCUCUUGAAGUUGUUCACCAUGCCCCAAAAUCCUGCAGCGUCACCAAACAGCUUCGUUUGCAUGUCCUGCACAUUUUUCAAAGAGGCAACACCGUGUAAACUUUUAGUACCUCCUUUAAGAGAUCUAGGGGACAUUGACAUCAAACAUCUUCUAGGCCUGUUGCAUUAUUGUUGUUGCUAUCAAUUUCAUUCAAUGGUAUCCCAAAGCAACAAUGUUCCAAUAAAAAAAGAAUUCCUUAAGUCUACGACAGAGCUUCAUGAAGCUGGGAUCAAAUUCAAGAAGGUUGAGGAAGGGAGUUUGUUCAACAUAAGUUCGAAUUAUUUCACUGCGUAUAUGAAGUUCUUGGAUUUCCUCGUGAACUCCUUAAAAGAUGUCGAAAUACUGAGUAACCAUGGAAUUAUUCAUAACCUUUUAGGUGGCCAUGCGGUGGUUUCCACUAUGUGGAGCAAGCUCGGCAACAAUGUCAUGAUACAUUUUUUUGGUUACCAUGAAGUUUAUAACAAUGUGAACAAGCAUUACAUGGAGAGUUUGAACAGAUGA